AUGAACCAGAACAUAUUGGCAGAGUACAACCAGCUCAACGUCUCCCCCAUCACUGUGCUUCUCAAGGACGACCAGACCAGCGCCACCAUCUACCCUAUCGAGAGCUUUGAGGACCUUCCUCCUGGGUUGUUGGCCUUUCUCUGUGACGAGUUCAACGCUGAGAUCGAAAGAGGCGAGACCUAUCCCUUCUUCGACACCUUGGAAAUCGAGCUCUUCAAGACCUACUGGUUUGGCUCCUUUGCUGCUGUGAUGCUCUUGGGCUCCGAUCCCUAUAUCCAACAGUCGAAACAGUGGGAGAAGGAAUGCCUAGGCACCUUUUACAUCAAGCCCAACUACCCAGGACGAUGCUCCCACAUCUGCUCUGGCGGCUUUUUGGUCAACGCUGGCAUUCGAAACAGAGGAAUUGGCAAAAUCCUUACCCAGACCUACCUCAACUGGGCUCCUCACCUAGGCUACUCUUAUUCCAUCUUCAAUUUGGUAUUCGACAUCAACUACUCCGCCAAACACAUCUUUGAUUCCUUCAAUUUCAAGAAAAUCGGCAAAAUCAAGUCUGCUGGAAUCCUCAAAGGCCAUGACAACGCAAUAGAUGCUAUCAUUUACGGGAGAGAAUUGGCUCCAAUUCUAAACCACAACGAUUCCACCAUCAACAGCGGUUCCUACAGAUUCGACAAAAUAAAAUUCUACUUGGAGACUGGCAAAUAUCCUCCAAUGGCUGAUCGCCAGGAGAAAUCAAGAUUGAGAAGCAGCGCUGCUCACUACAAACUACUCAAUGGCAAACUAAUGCUAAAAAACAAAGAAGUCAUCAGUGACCCAUCAAGACAAAUAAAAAUCUGCACUGAAGUUCAUAUGAUAAACCAUGGCGGAAUCAACAAAACAACCGCUGCUAUAGCUGAAAGAUAUCACUGGACAAGAAUAAAAGACACUGUUGCUCAGGUCAUUAAAAAUUGUAGACAAUGUAGAGAU
Ascoidea rubescens DSM 1968 is the source of this 963-nucleotide messenger RNA. Its product is annotated as zf-H2C2-domain-containing protein. The annotation marks the transcript as partial. The record is from RefSeq and is a predicted model, not a curated record. Lineage: Eukaryota; Fungi; Ascomycota; Saccharomycetes; Ascoideales; Ascoideaceae. Gene Ontology annotation, molecular function: acyltransferase activity, transferring groups other than amino-acyl groups. The transcript has a single exon.